CCCUCCGGGAAGAAGCAGCGAGUGAGGCCGAGGCAGAGGUGCCGGCUUCGUGGACUGUGGGUACCUUCGCAGCGGAGAGGGUCCUGGCGGGGUCAGCGGCAGGUGACAGUCCGGCCGCCACCGGCUUUGGCUCGAGCUCUGCAGCGUAGGCUACCGCGAUGCGCGAAGCACCAUGCGCGGCUGCCGCCUGCCUGGGGAGGGAAGGAGAGUCCAAGCCGCUUAAAUAAGGCUGUGAAAGUUUCUGAGUGCUCAGACGCGACUCCAAUUUCCUAUCUCGAGAGGGCAGUUUCCUUCCAGGUUGCCCCGACUACCCAGGUGCAGCCGCAUCGCUGUGACAGAGUGAGGGGCGCGCCUCUUGGUCCUGUGUGGCCUCCCUGGGAAUCCAGUCUCAUGCGAUUCUUCCCAGUGGCUGGUGCUGGUCGGUCCUCAGGAGGCGGCGGGGAAAGGGGUGAGAUAUCUAGGAACUUCAUUCACAAAUGUUAGUCCUUGAAAAAAGUUGCUCAUUCAUAACAUGACAUUCAUUGGUGGCACAUCGUCUUCGCAAGGAUUCCGAAUUUUCCAGCUUGCCUGUGCUACUAGAUGAACAGAAAACAGUGAAUUAAAGUGCCAACAAGGAUUGUCUUUGGGUUUUUUAUACUUUGUAGCAUUCAUCACAUUCCUUUCACAUCUUCUCUUACUUUAAAAACCACAUUUAAGUUGGAAAAAUGAAGCAGUUGAAAAGGAAAAGGAAAAGCAAUUUUAGUGUUCAAGAAACUCAGACUCUUUUGAAAGAAAUUACAAAAAGGAAAGAAGUCAUUUUUUCCAAGCAGCUCAAUACAACAAUUAAUGUGAUGAAGCGAAUGGCUUGGGAGGAGAUUGCACAGUGUGUGAAUGCUGUAGGAGAAGGAGAGCAGAGGACAGGGACCGAAGUGAAAAGAAGAUACCUGGACUGGCGAGCACUCAUGAAGAGAAAGAGGAUGAAGGCGAACAUUAAGCUAGUUGGUUCGGGGUUUCCCCUUCCCACGUCCGAUUUAGAUGAUUCUCUCACUGAAGAGAUAGAUGAAAAGAUUGGAUUCCGAAAUGAUGCAAAUUUUGAUUGGCAAAAUGUGGCAGAUUUCAGGGAUGCAGGUGGAUCCUUAACAGAGGUCAAAGUGGAAGAGGAAGAAAGGGAUCCCCAGAGUCCUGAAUUUGAGAUUGAGGAGGAAGAAGAAAUGUUGUCAUCAGUCAUACCAGAUACCAGGAGGGAAAAUGAACUUCCUGAUUUCCCCCACAUUGAUGAGUUUUUUACGCUUAACUCAACACCAUCUAGAUCUGCAUAUGACGAGUCUCAUUUGCUUGUAAACAUAGAGAAACAGAAGCUGGAGUUGGAAAAACGACGACUGGAUAUUGAGGCUGAGAGACUGCAGGUAGAAAAGGAGCGGCUGCAGAUUGAGAAAGAGAGGCUGCGGCACUUAGACAUGGAGCAUGAGCGUCUGCAGCUGGAGAAGGAGCGGCUGCAGAUUGAAAGAGAAAAAUUGAGGUUACAGAUAGUCAAUGCAGAGAAACCAUGUCUGGAGAAUGAACUUGGUCAAGGAGAAAAGUCCAUACUUCAACCACAGGACAUAGAAACAGAGAAGUUAAAACUUGAGAGGGAACGCUUGCAACUGGAAAAAGAUAGGCUACAGUUUUUAAAGUUUGAAUCGGAGAAGCUGCAGAUUGAAAAGGAACGCUUACAAGUAGAGAAAGAGAGACUGAGAAUUCAGAAGGAAGGACACCUCCAGUAAAUUUUCUAGGUCUCCAUUUAGCGAAUGUUUGUAAAUCAUAAGGUUUUCUCUAUAUCAGGUAAUAUCAAAAUGGUUGCAGGAUUAGCUGUGUGUGUGUGUGUGUUUCCCCCUGUGUAAUGUCAGUGUUUUCAAUAGAAAAAGAUGAUUGUGGGUAACUGUAUGCCUAAGUAGUUUAUAGAGAAACUUUAUGUGCCCUGGCAUAAAUAGUAUAGCAGAAACUAUUGUGCUGUACUCUUUCACUUAGUAAUAUUAUUUAGAGUCUUGUAUAAUGUGUGUUGAAAGUUUAUAGUUAUGUCUACAUAAAAUUCUAGCACAGUGGUUCUCAACCAGAGAUGUGCCCACCCCCACCCCGAGACAUUUGACAGUGUCUGGAGGCAUUUUUGGGUGUCAUGACUCAGUGGCUGCCACUGGCAUCUAGUGGGGUAGAGGCCAGGGAUGCUGUUAAACAUCCUACAAUGUACAGGAUAUCCCCCCACAAUAAAGAAUUGCCUAGCCCUAAAUGUCAGCAGGGUCAAGGUUGAGAAACCCUUUCCUACCCUAACCAUGUACCUCUAUGGCUUUGUUUUAUAGUUCCAGAAUAUUAAAACCUCAGAUAUUUAUGUGGGUAGAUACUUAAAUGGCCAAAAACUUUUAACUAUGAAACAUUACUGUGUAGUAUAUAGAAUAUAGGAAGUGAUUAUAGAUAUUUUAUUCCCAUGUUUCCAUCUAUAAAUAGCCUGAGAUUCAGAAAACAAUAUAGGGAACAUUAAUUGCCCUAAAAUGAGUCACUUUGUAAAGCAAUUUAUUUAUCUAAUCUUGAUGGUUUAGAAGCAAAACAGUUUUGAAGCCUUAGUUCUUUCGUCUUUGAAUCCAUUGACUUAGCCUGAUGCAAAAAUGGCCAUUUCAACCAUGUACUAAAAUCUUGUGUAAGUGAAUGGUUAAAGAUAGUAAAAAAAAAAAAAAAAAAAAAAGAUACCAGUAUUCCAUAAAGUUAAACC
Messenger RNA from Choloepus didactylus (southern two-toed sloth), 2719 nucleotides. It is a transcript of the gene MSANTD4, whose product is annotated as Myb/SANT DNA binding domain containing 4 with coiled-coils. NCBI's taxonomy places the organism in Eukaryota, Metazoa, Chordata, Mammalia, Pilosa, Megalonychidae. The transcript has 4 exons. Bases 705 to 1742 code for a protein of 345 amino acids. The record is from RefSeq and is a predicted model, not a curated record.